ACAAAAUCUUGACAUCUUCACUUGAAAAAUAUUUCGUCGUUUAAAAUUGUUUAGCCAAACCCAAAUCUGUAACACAUUUACUAACCAAGAAAAAAAGCCCCCCAAAUGAUUAGAUCCUGUCGAGCCCUGAUCUUCAAAUGCGGACUACACCUAAGACGAUGUUCUCUGGCAAAGGCAACCAGUAGUUUGAAAAAAGAUGAUGUCGAAGAAAUGGAAACACCAGCGAAUAGACAGAGGGUUGAGCUGCCACCGAAUCCCGAGGAAAAACUAAGCAAGCGCUAUCUUGAGUUCCGGGAAAAGCUGCGAUCGGAGGCGCCGCUAGAACCACUGCCCGAGUGUGCACCACAUCCGGCACACGAAAAGGAGCCACUAAAACCGUGGCCCAAUAAUACCAAUCCGUAUACCGGGGAAAUCGGUGGACAGGCGGGACCAGAACCCACGCGCUAUGGCGACUGGGAGCGCAAGGGACGAGUCACGGAUUUCUGAGCGGAGUCAUAUCUUCACCUCGACACCUUUUUCUUUGGACAAUUGUGAUUUAUUAACCGUGUUAACAACAGAAGCACUCACAAUUUGUUACACUGUUGUUACAUUUGAAAACUGUGCGUUACAGUAGCCACGGAAUCCAGAUCAAGAUGAGUAAAAUCAAGAUACCCAUACCCAGUGCUGCUUCU
This is a messenger RNA of Drosophila sechellia, 671 nucleotides long. Its product is annotated as succinate dehydrogenase assembly factor 4, mitochondrial. NCBI's taxonomy places the organism in Eukaryota, Metazoa, Arthropoda, Insecta, Diptera, Drosophilidae. Bases 106 to 486 code for a protein of 126 amino acids. The transcript has a single exon. The record is from RefSeq and is a predicted model, not a curated record. Gene Ontology annotation, biological process: mitochondrial respiratory chain complex II assembly. Gene Ontology annotation, cellular component: mitochondrion.